AAUAGUUAUAAACAUUAGGUAGGUACCUACCUAUUUACAUUUUAAUGUUUACAAAUUUAAAUUACAAUAGCUUUCUUUUAGUUUAGCUAGGCUGGGAAAACAACCCUAAUUUGUUCUUUUAAGGAUGUUCCAUUAUUGAAACAAAUAUAUAUUAUAUACCUAAAUAGACUUAUAGCAUUUAGCAAUCUCUGAGACCUGUUAAUAUAUUAACCUAAAAAUAUUAUAAUUAGUAAUAUUACGUUUGCAAGGGAGUAAUAAUAUUAAGAAAUAAUACAAAAAAUAUUUGAAGUAUAAAUUUAAUAAGUGAAUAAUAUGGUUCAACCAUGGAAUGAUAAUUCUAUUUUACCACCACCAAUUAAUACUUUUUUAUGUGAAGAAAAUAUUGAUUGUGAGCAAUUGAAAUACAUAACAAAUAAUAUUGUUCAUAUAUUAUCAAGGCAGUCACCUUUUCAUAAAGAGAGUGCCCUUUUUUCUAGGUUUCUGUAUAAGUUCGAUAAAAAAUUUCGGAAUGAUGUUGGAUACAGAAAUUUCAGAAAGGUGUACACUGCUUUAAAAAAGUUUUUAAAACUAAAUCUAAUAAAAGAUGUGAAGAGUUUUUAUUCCAUCCUUCCCAACGAUGUAGACCAAGAAGUAUAUUUACCAACAAGGCAAAUGCUGGAAUAUUUGUUAAUAAGGAUUAUAACAUUUUCUAAAAUAAUGAUGAGAAUUGCUGUGUGUUCUAGACAGGCAGCCAUAUUUUACUUAGACAGAAUUAAGAGAGGUGAAAGUCAUUGGAUGAGUUUAAUGCCUUAUGCAUUAUUAAGCAGAGUUUGGUCAAUGGUAAUGGUUUUAUUGCAACAUUCAUGUAACUGGUACAAUCAGUUAUAUCCUUUCUUAAAUCAUUUACAGAUAAAGGGUCUUAGUUUUUUACCUCCUAAAUAUGAGUUGCCCAAAGAUUUAGAAGAAUGGUUGGACAUGAAACAUUUAAAUGACUUUGGUCGGUUUGAAUGGACAAAUAAGAUGACUUACAAUUUAUCAUCAAUAAUUUCCGAGGAUGAGGAUGGUGAUCUUUGUGAAAAUAUUCUUGAAUUUGUGAAUCAAAUAAAUGAUGAUAGCGAAAAUAUUGAUGAACCAAUGAAUACUCAAGUUAACAAUACUUGUGAAGAAGUAACAAUUUGCACAAAUGAGGAUACUGGUGUUUCUAUUUCAAGGAAAAGUCAAAUUGAAUCUGAACCACUAAAGCUAAUGACAUCAUUUAGAGAAACAUCACAUCUGAAACCAUGUGACAUAGGUGUCCCAAUAUCACGACACUCACUAAAAAGUGAAACGGAGUCAACUAAAUAUGAUCAUUCAAUUGACAGUAUCACAAACCCUAAUCUAAUAAAUGACUUUAUUGCCAAAGAAGAAAUAUAUAGAAAUGAAUCAAGUCCUAAUGCACUAACACAUCAUUUAAGUUUUAUGCAGUGGCAGUGUUUAAAAAAUUCACUAACAGAUUUAAUCAGUGUAAAAAAUAGGAAACUACAGAGGAAAAUAAAGCAAAUAUGGCAGGAAAAAUGUUUGGACUACAAAUAAAACAUUUAAAAUAAAUUGUAAAUUUAUUAUUACCAUUAAUUAUAUAUAUUUUUGCAAAA
Leptidea sinapis is the source of this 1610-nucleotide messenger RNA. RefSeq lists its product as uncharacterized. Gene Ontology annotation, cellular component: nucleus. NCBI's taxonomy places the organism in Eukaryota, Metazoa, Arthropoda, Insecta, Lepidoptera, Pieridae. The transcript is spliced from 2 exons. The record is from RefSeq and is a predicted model, not a curated record. The coding region runs from base 313 to 1551 and encodes 412 amino acids. Gene Ontology annotation, biological process: positive regulation of Notch signaling pathway.